GACUGGCCGUCGGGCUACUGCUACGAUAUCAGUGCCGACCCAUCAAAGUUCGUUACCUUCGGGAACAAAAAUUGACUUCGUUGUUGCCUAGUCUACGGCGUGCAUAUCUGUCCUCGCAAGAUCGCUCGGAUACAAGUGUUCCCAGCCCAACUCUUUGUCGAACGCAAGAAACAAACACUCGAAGCACAACGACAUGACCACCGAGCUAUACAGACUGACCGCCACCGAAGUCCUGACUAAGGUCAAGGCUGGUGAAGUUUCCAUCGAGGAUUAUGCAUCGUCACUCUUGAAGCGCAUCGAGGCACGAGAUGACGCUGUACAAGCCUGGGCAUAUCUUGAUCCAGCAUACGUGAUCGAGCAAGCAAAAGCAUUGGAUGCUAUUCCGGAAUCUGAACGCGGGCCUCUCCAUGGUGUGGCCAUUGCCGUGAAGGAUGUCAUCUUCACAAAAGAUAUGCCAACACAGUUCAAUUCGCCUGUGUACACCAACAAUGCCCCAAAAGUCGAUGCAGGAUCUAUCAUGGUUCUUCGUCAGGCUGGUGCCCUUAUUCUAGGCAAAACAACAACAACAGAAUUCGCAGCAACAACUGUAGGACCCAAGACACGGAACCCACACGACUCUGAGCGAACGCCUGGAGGUUCAUCGUCGGGUUCCGGGGCGGCCGUCGGUGACUUUCAGGCACCCGUUGGUCUCGGCACUCAGACUGGUGGUAGCACGAUUCGGCCAGGAUCCUACAACGGCAUCUAUGCGUUCAAGCCAACCUGGAACGCAAUCACUCGUGAAGGUCAGAAGAUUUACUCCCUCAUCCUGGACACGCUAGGGUUGUAUGCUCGUAGCGUGGACGACCUCGAACUUCUGGCCGACACAUUCAUGGUCUUCGAUGACGUUCCAGCUCCAAAAAACUUCUCGGUUAAAGGCGCAAAAUUUGCGAUCUUGAAGACCAUGGUGUGGCCGAACGCCGGUCCGGGGACCUCUACAGCAAUGGACAAAGCAACCUCCCUCCUUCGUGAGCGUGGCGCAGAGGUCGAAGAGAUCGCUUUCCCGGAUCAUCUCAACGAUCUUCCUGCAUGGCAUGCCACAGUCCUAGCUUCGGAGGGGCGAACUGCGUUCUUGCCUGAGUAUGCUGUCGCGAAAGACAAGAUCUCAAAGCAGUUGGUGGGUCACGUGGAGAACAGUGACAAGAUCUCGCGCAAGGCGCAGCUGGAGGCAUUCGACAAGAUUUCGGCGGCGAGACCUGUUGUAGACGAUAUUUUGGGUAAAUACGAUGCUGUCAUCACCCCGAGUGUGCCGGAUGAGGCGCCCUUAGGUAUUGCGACGACGGGCAACGCAUCAUUCUGUCUUAUUUGGACCGCGCUGCAUACGCCUGUGGUCAACGUGCCAGGGUUCAAGGGCGACAAUGGCAUGCCAAUAGGGUUGUCACUUGUCGCACCUCGUUACCAUGACCGGCGUCUGCUUGCAGUCAGCAAGAAGGUUGGGGAGGUUUUCGAGAAAGAGGGUGGGUGGAAGUCAUCAGUGUAGCAGCAUAAGCCGAUAGACGCAAUUGAAUCUAGAUCAUCUAGCAGAG
Didymella exigua CBS 183.55 is the source of this 1562-nucleotide messenger RNA. Its product is annotated as glutamyl-tRNA amidotransferase subunit A. The transcript is spliced from 2 exons. The record is from RefSeq and is a predicted model, not a curated record. NCBI's taxonomy places the organism in Eukaryota, Fungi, Ascomycota, Dothideomycetes, Pleosporales, Didymellaceae. Bases 194 to 1516 code for a protein of 440 amino acids.